UACAUUUUGUGUACGUGCUUAGUUGUACUGCUAAGACUAGCAAGCCAAGCAAAAUUAUGAUAGAGAUCUGAAUUAAAUAAUAUUUAUUUAAAACAUUAUUUCCUUUUUUUUUUCAUCUUUAAUGAGCUUAAUUUUGGAUAAAAAUUGUAGAUAUAUCGUCAAACUACAAUAUGCCACGGAACCAACUUACGCAUAUUUUCAUUUUGAUGAAAUUAAUAAUUUUCGUUUUAUUUGUUCAUUGGGCUGACGGCGAUGCAUAUUCUGCUAAUACAGGGUACGGUCAAACCGACGACGUAAUCGUUGUACCAACCGAUCAUAACCAAGAAAGUGAACAGAUAGAUCAAGGCAUCACUGCAAAUAAGAACGAAGUUUUUAAGCUUUUGACAGAAAUAAAUGCCACAUUUGAUCAGUUAUAUCAAGAUGGCGUUAAAGCUUAUAAUGACCAUUUGUGGUAUUCUUGUGCAAGUAAAAUGGAAAGAGCCAUAAAAGACUACAAUAAUUUCAAGAGAGUUUUAUCAGAUUGCAGAUUAGAUUGUAGUAAGGGUAUCAGAUCAUCAAAGCUGACUAAUAUAACUUCAAAAUUUGUUGACUUUUCUGUCUAUGCAAGUUUUUUAAAAGCAUCAGAUUGUUUUAGAAGAUGUACAGAUGAGUCACUUACUACACACCCUAAAGUGACAGAAAAGCUUGAAAGCUUAUUCGAAAAAAGAAAACCAUACAUGUAUUUACAAUUUUGUCUAUAUAAGCUGGACAGAUUUACUCAGGCAGCUUCUGCAGCCUAUACUUUUCUUCUGGCUAAUCCUGAUGAUGAAGAUACAAAACAUAAUAUCAUCUACUACAGGGACCAAGUCAAGGUUGCAGAACAAGAUUUUAUUGAUUUGGAGAUGAAGCCUUACAAAGAAAAUUAUAUUCGAGCUUUAAUGGCGUAUAAAGCAGAGCAGUGGCAGGCUACAAUUGAUCUAAUUGAAUCAGCUUUAGAAGAGUACUGGAAGGAGAAUGAACGUUGUCAAGUUGAAUGUGAAGCACAGAGUAAAUGGCAGGGAACUGAAUUCAAAACUGAAGUAGCAGAUUGGAUAAUCAACAUUUUAAACUGCCAACUUAGGUGUGAGGAGAAGCUAAGCAUUGUUUUUUCUGAUCCUAUUCCAUUCUUCCUUCGUGAUAUGUAUCAUUACCUACAAUUUGGCUACUAUAAAGUAAAAAAUCUGGAAAAAUCAGUUGCUGCAACAGCUACCUUCUUGCUAUUUAACUCUACACACAAGGUGAUGUUGGAGAAUAAAAAGAUGCUGAAAGAAAAGUUAGGAUACACUGACAAGGAUUUUGUUCCUAGAGAGGAUGCUGCAGAAUAUUUGGCUAGGAGGAAAGAAAUGCAGGAAAUAAUGGAUAAUAUCAACAAAAAUUAUAUGUGGCCAGAUAAAAGUAUGGUCAAGGAAGAGCCUGAAGCCACUCCCAAAGCUGAGCAAGUUUCAGAUGCUAGUGACAACUGGUUGGCAUGGUAUGAGCAGAUAGGGGUGCAUUUGGUAGCAACAUUAACUGACUUGAACAGACAAGAAAGAGUUGUGGUGGAUGGAAUUAUUAAAGCAGAGCAAUGUGAACAGCUUCUUUCCUUCGUUAAAGAUAUGAAAGAACAGACUUCAGGACCCCAAACAUUUGAUUUUAAAAGAGCUCAGAAGUUAUUGAAAGAUGAUCCAAACGAAGAAUUAGAAUCAACUCUUCGACUUAUGAUUAGAUCUUCUGAGUCCAUACAAGAGUACUUACAUAGAUAUCUAGGCUCAUAUAAUCCUUUUUAUUUUAAUAACAUUUCCAUUGUAUGCUGGCAAAAACCCAAGGAUCCUGGACUUGUUAAAAACUGCUACCCACAGGAAGAUGGUUCAUGUAUUCAGUUUGACUCUAUGCCAGAUAAACUUUCUUCAGAUUCCUAUACGACUAUCACCUAUCUUAAUGCUGUUGAAGAUGGAGAUUUUCAGUUUUUGAAUGAAAAACAGAGAGUUGAUAAUUCUUUUGGUGUUAAAUGUGGUAGAACAAUAGGUUUUAACUCCAAUGAUCGACACACUUUGAAGAUACCGGAUUCAGAUGUUCAGAGAUGUGCACUAAUCACAAGGUUCAAACCCCAACCUCCGCAUGGUGCAGAUGUUAAGGGUACUGUAAAUUUGUUGAGAAAUAUUGAUGAGCUGAGAUACAUCAAAACAAACAUAAGUGCUAAGGAAGUGUUGACAAAAUUUUAUGAGCAAGGUGUAAAGGUUGCUAUGAAUGGUACUGAUUUGAAAGGAAAAGAAAGAGUUGUGGUGGAUGAAAUGGCCACAGAAGAGCAGUGCAGUACUUUGAGAAAUGUUGCCCUGGAACUUGGUAAAGCUGGUGAUGGUUACCAUGGCAAAAAGUCACCUCAUACUGUUAAUGAACUUUUCACAGGUCUUGAACUUAGCAGGUUGUCGAAGAGUAUUUCACUACUUGGUGAUGGGUACCUGCACCUGGCCUCCAAACCCUCCUUCAUCUCCCCUCACACAGAACAUGAGUUGUACCAAGGAAUAACUGUUUAUAGAGCAGCUAAGCUAACUAAUGACGGCAUUAUAUCAAGCUAUGGUCUCCGUACAUUUCUUGAACUGAGUGAAAAGUCUAGGCUGUUUGUAGAAAAAUAUUUCAACCUUACCAAGCCACUGUUUUUUGAUUACACUCAUUUAGUUUGUAGAACUGCCAUUAAAGACCCCAGCUUUCCUAGAGAAGAUUUGAGUCACCCAGUCCAUGCUGAUAACUGCAAUCUUAACGAGGAUGGCUCAUGCACUAAAGGCUUCCCAGCUUUCACCCAAAGAGAUUACAGUGCCUUGCUGUACUUAAAUGCAGACUUUGAAGGAGGAGAGUUCUUUUUUGCUCAUGCCAACAAAUCAGAACAGGUCUCCUUGAAAUCCAAAUGUGGACGCCUUGUUGCUUUCAAUGCAGGAGAGUUCCAUGGUGUCAAGGCUGUCAAGAGUGGCCAGCGGUGUGCCCUUGCUCUCUGGUUUACUCUCAACUCACGCUACAAGGAGCUGGCUCAUACUCAGGCCCACAGGAUUCUCAGGGUUGUUGAGGAUUCCCAGAAAUCUGAUAUAAAGCACCAGGAGCUUUAAAGUCAGCCAGUAAACACAUCAGUAGAAAAUUUGAUCAGCCAACCAAAGCAGCCCACACAACAGUAGAAAAUUUGAUGUCAGUCAACCAAAGCAGCCCACACAUCAGUAGAAAAUUUAAUCAGUCAACCAAAGCAGCCCACACAUCAGUAGAAAAUUUGAUCAGUCAACCAAAGCAGCCCACACAUCAGUAGAAAAUUUGAUGUCAGUCAACCAGAGCAGCCCACACAUCAGUAGAAAAUUUGAUGCCAGUCAACCAAAGCAGCCCACACAUCAGUAGAAAAUUUGAUCAGUCAACCAAAGCAGCCCACACAACAGUAGAAAAUUUGAUGUCAGUCAACCAAAGCAGCCCACACAUCAGUAGAAAGUGUUCCUAAAAUACUUUGGGCCUAUAGGGCUUUUUUUUAUCUAUCUAUUAUUUAAGAUCUUGUCAUGUCCAGAUUUCUGAGUUGUGCCUCUGCCAGAUUAUUUACAAGUGGUGACUUUUUAAAUAAAACUGUCUUUUAGAUGUGAAGUUUGGCCAGCUAACUGAUGUUCGAGCUAAGGCCAGUGUUAUUGUAGAUGUGAAGUUUGGCCAGCUAACUGAUGUUUGAGUUAAGGCCAGUGUUAUUGUAGAUGUGAAGUCUAGUCUUUUACCUAGCAAAGCUGAAGCUGUUAGACCAGUGUCACAAGGGAGUAAUGUUUAUGGCACAU
Physella acuta is the source of this 3785-nucleotide messenger RNA. RefSeq names its product prolyl 3-hydroxylase 1. Gene Ontology annotation, molecular function: L-ascorbic acid binding; procollagen-proline 3-dioxygenase activity; protein binding. Gene Ontology annotation, cellular component: endoplasmic reticulum. The record is from RefSeq and is a predicted model, not a curated record. Lineage: Eukaryota; Metazoa; Mollusca; Gastropoda; Physidae. Gene Ontology annotation, biological process: collagen metabolic process.